Molecule: messenger RNA, 240 nt
Organism: Pocillopora meandrina
Lineage: Eukaryota; Metazoa; Cnidaria; Anthozoa; Scleractinia; Pocilloporidae
Source: the annotation of a GenBank genome assembly
AUGGAUACACAUACAAUAUCAAGUCUAAGGGGUGAAUGUUGUUGACUGCCAGUAAUCCGUGAGGCCCAAAGUAAGCCCCUACAAGGCAUUAGUGAUGGAAUGCAGCAGUGGUUUCCAAUCCUACAGCACCAGUCACAACCACCAGCCAGCUGCCAGGGCAGCCACUGCUGCAGAGAUCAUGGUUUCAGUAAAGGCAGAGGCAAUGAAAGAUUAGUUCAAAUCUGCAGCAGCUACUGUUAA